Messenger RNA from Ostrinia furnacalis (Asian corn borer), 2942 nucleotides. Its product is annotated as transcription elongation factor B polypeptide 3. Gene Ontology annotation, cellular component: elongin complex; nucleus. The record is from RefSeq and is a predicted model, not a curated record. The transcript is spliced from 10 exons. Bases 110 to 2563 code for a protein of 817 amino acids. Gene Ontology annotation, biological process: transcription elongation by RNA polymerase II. Lineage: Eukaryota; Metazoa; Arthropoda; Insecta; Lepidoptera; Crambidae.
GACGUCAUUGACAUGUGUGUGACAAAGAUGGUGCCCGUUUACCAGCUGGCACUCAUUCUUCAGUGAAAAAAACUACAAAAACUGUUGCAUUGUGCAUAUUGUGUUUAGCAUGGCGACUGUGCUGGAUUUAGUGAGACAUUAUCAACAUUCAAUAGAAAAAUCUUUAAAAUAUGACAACGACGAGCAAAAGAUUUUGAAAUGCAUAGACAAAUUAUUCAACCUAGACGUGACCGUCCAACACCUGCAAGAAACAGGAGUUGGGAGAACUGUGAACGCUCUGCGGAAGGAGCCCGGUGAUGUAGGCAGCGCAGCUCGGUCACUCGUCAACAAAUGGAAACUUAUGGUGGCAGCGGAAGAAAGUGACGAAGAAGAUCACAACAACUACAGUGAGACAAAACACGCCAGUUGUAACGGACAUGAGAAUGGAAGGAGCGACCGCUAUGAAAAAUCUAGCCCAAUCGUAAAAACGGAACCAAAACUGAUGAAUGGAAACUACAGUGGAAAUAAGAUCAAGAGAAAAUAUAACAGUAGUGAGGAUGAAGAACCUGACAGAAAAAAGACGAAGAGUUCUAGUUAUGGGAGUCAUGAUGACAUUAAAAAGAAAUCAGCAGACCAAGUAAAAAAAGAACGCUCGGAAACUCGUGACGAUUCCCGAGUAAAAAAAGAGCAGUCUGAAAGUGAUGAUGACUCUGAUGAUAGCAAUGAUUCAGAGAGUGACAAUAGUGACUCUGAAAUGUCUGAAUCUUCGGAAGAAGAAAAGCCUAGUAAGAACGAAUCGAAACAAGUUACCACCCACAAUCAUAAGUCCUCAUCAUCUUCCAAACAAUCAACACACAGAAGUCCAAAAGACUCUUCGAGUAACAAAGAAUCUACAAGUUCAAAAAAAUCACAUGAGUCUGAAAAACAUUCUAAGAAACAUCACAAUACAGAAAACACAGAUAAACAUUCAUCCGAUAGACAUUCAUCAAAAGAAAAAUCUCAUAGUAGUUCUCAGAAGCACAAAAGUUCGAAGGAAAAUGAUAAAAGCGAGAAAAGUUCCAAAUCAGACAAAAAUUCGUCUGAAAAAGAUAGAAAACAAAAAGAUGAUCCCAAACCAACUUCUUCAGCUUCAUCAUCAUUAAAACAUAAAAGUGAUUCUGACAAGCAUAAAUCUUCUAAGCCAGACAAUAAUGUGGAAAAACAACAUCACUCUAGUAAAUCUGACAAACAUAAAAGUUCCAGUUCCAGUCAUUCACAAAAAUCAGAAAAAGACAAGCACAAAAGUUCGUCAGAGAAAGAAAUCUCGAAUGAAAAACAUAAGUCAAAACAUGGUAGUAGUUCAAAAGAGAAACACAGUUCCUCUAGUAAAGAGAAGUCAAAAGAAAGCAGUAGUAGUUCAAAGGAUAAAACUGAUAGUUCUAUGAAAGAUAGUCAUAAGAGCGAGAAAAAACACUCGUCAUUGAGUGAGAGUAAAUCUAAACACAGUGAUAGUAAACACAAGGCUGAUAAGCGUGAUGAGGGAAGUAGUGAAAGUAAAUCUAAGAGUAAAUCAAGUUCCUCGUCAUCACACAAAAGCAAAUCCAGCAGCAGCAGCAGUAAGUCGAAAGACGAAGUACCAAAGAAAACAAAUCAAGUAAAUAGUAGUGCAGACAGUGAUGAUGGCAUCGACUGCGGUUCAGGUGCUAGUUUUGCUGAAGCUCUAGGUAUGAUAAGUCCUGCUAAACCCAAAAAGAAAACUGCACCUGUAAAAGAGACGUCCAACUCUAAUCACAAUGAUCUAAGCCCAGCGUCUCUAUUAGCGCCCACCGCAAAGCUAGCGCCGCUGCCCGCGAUUGAGAUUUCGGCGCUGCCCGAGAUAUCGCCCAACUACAAGCCGCGGCCGCCGCCCAAGCUGCUGCCACACUUCACAGAUGAAGACGCGAUGAGCAUGACCAUGUCUUCUAAGAACCAAAGAACCAAAGUGUACUCUGGUAACAAAGUGAUAGGAAAAAUACCGACUUUGUACGAAAUGUGUGUACAAGUUCUUCAAGAACAUAUAGAUGCCCUAGAGUACACCGGCGGAGUGCCGUACGACAUACUGAAGCCGGUCAUCGACCGCGCCACGCCGCAGCAGUUGUUCGUGCUGGAGCAUUAUAACCCUUAUCUCAUGGAGGAUACGGAUCACCUCUGGCAGAAGUUCUGCGGGAAGAACUUCAGGAACAAACAGCGGCAGGAGAUGGAGACGUGGCGGGAAAUGUAUAUGAGAUGUCAAGAAGAACAAGAACACAGGCUGAAAUCCCUUACGGCCAAUAUCAGGAUAGCGCAAGAGGCCAAGAAAGCGCCCAUCAAGCAGACCAAAAUGGCUUACGUAGACAGCGUCGUCAAACCGCCGAGAAACAUUGCUAGAAAACAAGCACUGCACGGCACAGCCCACGCGGCGUCAGCCAGUCCAGCGGCGCGUGUGGCCUCACUGGCCGCGGCGCCCAACGUGCUCCGAGGCAACACCAGGCCCACGCCCACGGUGACUACAGGCUCCUCCUUCAAGCCCAAGAAGGCUCCGCUCAUGCAGAAGGCUCUUCAAUUCAUGCGCGGCCGCAAGCGAUGAUAACACGCCGCCCGCCUGCUUGUAUCAGUGAUGUAUUUACCGUUUUCUUUAGACUGUCUGUUUUACUUUUUGAUUUACAGCGUGCAUGGUUCAUCGUUUGGGAAUGGUUAAAAAUAUAAUUAAGUAAAGUAAUAUUAUUCAUAAAAGACAUGAGUUGCUCAUCUACAUUUGUAUAGCGAUAAAGGUCAGUACGUCAACUCACUACAUAAUACUAUUGAGUCACAAUUUUUGGUCUGGUAGUAUACUACUUAAAAGUCUGAAAUAGCAUAAUUAUUGAUUUUGAAAAUGCCUUUUGUAGAAAGUUGAAAACCAAUAGAAAGUAGGUUGAUAUGUCGGUAACACCACAACGCAUGAGUUUUUAUGAGUACCUAAUUUCGUC